This is a messenger RNA of Acanthamoeba castellanii str. Neff, 660 nucleotides long. RefSeq names its product aflatoxin B1 aldehyde reductase member 2, putative. The transcript is spliced from 4 exons. The annotation marks the transcript as partial. The record is from RefSeq and is a predicted model, not a curated record. Lineage: Eukaryota; Discosea; Longamoebia; Acanthamoebidae.
AUGCACAAGAAAUCGGCAACGAAAAACCGAGAGAAGGAAGUGUCUGUGGUCCUGGGCACGAUGACCUUCGGCGGCCAGACCGACGAGGAAACGUCGCUGCAGAUGGUACAGGAGUUCCUCGCUCGUGGCCACCGUGAGCUCGACACGGCGUUCCUGUACCAGAAAGGCCACACCGAAGAGAUUCUUGGCCGCAUUCUGGCCAAGGAGCGGCAAGAGCGCGGCGACAGCGGCAUUGCGCCGUACGUCGCCACGAAGGUCAACCCGUGGGGCUACUCCGGACGGUCUCUCAAGCCGGCCGACGUCAAGAAGCAGGCAAGCCCGCCACACUCACACCACGCCGCUCUGUUCGCUUGUCCGUUUCUGACGCGUUGCCUCCUCCAGUUCACCACCUCGCUGCAGAGAUUGCAAGUCGGCUCAGUAGAUCUGCUGUACCUACACGGUCCCGACUUCAAGAACCCUAUUGAGCAAACGUUGGAAGCCGUGAAUGAGCUCCAUCAGGCCGGCCAAAUCAAGGAGUUUGGCGUCAGCAACUUCACCGCGUGGCAGGUUGUAGAGAUCUACCACAUUUGCAAAGCCAACGGCUGGGUUCUUCCCACCGUGUAUCAGGGAAUGUACAACGCCAUCACCAGGGAUGUCGAAAAGGAGCUCUUUCCGGCGCUG